Durusdinium trenchii is the source of this 1055-nucleotide messenger RNA. NCBI's taxonomy places the organism in Eukaryota, Dinophyceae, Suessiales, Symbiodiniaceae. The record is from the annotation of a GenBank genome assembly.
UUUGGGGAAGUCUUCAGGACCCUAGGCCCUAGGUGCCCUCGGUGUCAGGCUUCACCAUGGUUCCACUUGAGGCUGCGCAUGGUGGUGCUCUACCUCCAUCUGCAGGUCGACGAUACAUUGGAUGUGAGGAGCACAUGCUGGAUUCAGGUACGUCAGUGUCAUUUGCUGGACAACAUGGAUACGGGAAGCGCCAUGUAAAAGCACCGCAGGAGGAGUCUCUCGACUUGUUCAAUCGCAAUGGUGAUGUUGAUGAUCGGCUUUGGGGUAGGAAUGGCCCAGUAGCCAGGGGACCUUCUCCAAGAAGGAGAGAGGUGACGCACACGACGUGGCAGGGCCAGGAUUCACCAGAGGCCAAAGUGGUUUCAAGAUUCGAGAUGAAAUCUUCGAUAGAGGAGUGUCUUGCUGAGAUGUUUGGGAUCACUGUGGCUGAUGCGAAGAAGUGGGAAGAGGCCAAAGUAGAGCACAACGGCAUAUCCUGGGUUGUGCACACACUGAAUCUGGAGGCUGUGUCAUUGUCCAAAGAAGGGUCCACAGCUAAAGCAAUAGCAGAGAAGCUCUCAACGAUGCCGAUGACCGAGCUUCGACACUUUGGAUUGCGCUUCAUGGUGCCGGAGAAGGAGGUCAAGGAGGCUGAGGAUGUUCAACCCUUUCAAUCCCAAGGUGUGCCCCCUGGCAGAAGCAAGGUGGCAGCUGGCGCUGCAGGUCUUACAGAGCAGAGAAGCCUCGAGGCAGACCAAUCAUGGCACCCAACCGAAAGUCGAAAGCGCUACAUAUCCUCUGGGAAGGACAGCUUCAAGAUCCUUUGUCAGUCACAAGUUGACGCCCCUCAAGGAGGGCGGCGCUUUAUUGGAACAAGGGACAACCUGGCAAGCGGCGUGAAAAUCAAAGACGACGUGAAGGACCGAGGAUUUGUCCCGAUGCGAAGGGCUGGCUAUGCCAUGAACCAUACAAGUGACCGGUUGUGGUGAUGGCUAUGGCCGAUAUGAAUCGUUGUUUCAAUACAUGCAUCCUGCAGCCCGGGAAUUUGCUACUGCAAAUAUAAAUAGUUUGUGCAA